Dothidotthia symphoricarpi CBS 119687 is the source of this 3762-nucleotide messenger RNA. RefSeq lists its product as uncharacterized. The coding region runs from base 110 to 3604 and encodes 1164 amino acids. The record is from RefSeq and is a predicted model, not a curated record. NCBI's taxonomy places the organism in Eukaryota, Fungi, Ascomycota, Dothideomycetes, Pleosporales, Dothidotthiaceae. The transcript is spliced from 2 exons.
GUACAUCGCGCACUUGACUGUUUAUUGUUCCUGCUUAGCGCGUCCAACAUUGUAUGGCAGUCGCGUCUGCCCGUUCCUCAACAAAAGCCCCUCUACGAGCUCCGCCAAAAUGAACCGCUUUUUCAAGAAAGACAAAGCCCCUACGGAAGAGAAUGUUGUUGCAAAGAAGCCGAAGAAGGGAAAGAAGGUGGUAGAGGAGGUCAAGCCCGAUUUCGACCUCUCAUUCGCAUUGCCCAAAGUAGAUGACUUCCGAACAAGCUUGAUCAUGCCUGGCCUGUCUACUCGCUUCAGCAUGCUGAGAGAGCAGGACGACCCAAACUCACUAUUAGGCAAAGCAUGCGAUGACAGUGUCCUACAACCGAAACACGAGUCUCGACUCCACGAAUUCGGCUUCAACGCUGGGGGACUAUCCGACAUAGCUGAAGUCUCAUCGCUCAGAGGCUCAGUGCGGCCACCCUUUGCUGGCGAGAGGCCCAACUCCUUCGACACCAACAGGUCUGAAGAUGAUUCUGGUAGCAUGAUGACACGGGCGAGACCUGGCGAGGGGAACGUCUUAUUUGGUGGCCGACAGAAGAUCUACAUGAUCUCGAACAACAGCACCAAAGGUCUUGGACGGACGCUCUAUGACGACGACGUGAACAUGUCUACAUAUCAACGGCUGAGACUGGAAGAAAGGGAGAAGGUCAGGCAGCAGCAGGCUGAGGAACACAGUGACCAUCAAUCUGAACCAACUAGCCCGACUGCUCUCAGUCAAAAGCGGGAAACUUCUUCGUCGACAAAUUCAGGUCCUACGAACGCUCGCACAUCAACCGCCGCAACAUCAAUUGCUUCCCAAGGCAUCAGCUCAGUCCCUGCAUCGUCUUCUGCAUUCCCACCUCUCGCGGUUUCUACUCUGACAUCAGAUCCGGCUCGCUCUACAACAAAGGUCCGACGUCUCUACGAUCAGGGCCUUGAUCAGCACAUCCAAGACCAACAAUCCUCUGCGAUAAACCGUCUCAACUCCCUGCAAAGAGGCCGCGCGCUAACUGGCCGUUCGACCCCGCCAUUACCCAUGUCUCAGGCGAAGUCUGCGACGAACUUGAGUGAUCGGUUUCAGCGGGGGCCCGCGUCCCGCUCUGACAGCCCGAAGUCACUGGGGCACCCUGAUGUGAGCAGGAACAACUCAUCUGCCGGAAACAGUCCCGCUGCUUUCCCCAUGCACUCACCCCCUCCGGCAAGUCCAGCAAGUGAGAGCGAGGAAUCGUUCGCUCUACAAGCGGCUCUUCAACCUUACGAUCGAGGCAAGGCCACCGCUAUGGGUGCAUUUAACAAGCCCAAGGAGGCGUUCAGCGAACAUCAGUACGAGGAGCGACUAAAACAGAUGCAGCAAGAACGUGAGGUCCGAGAGGUGCCUGUGCCUAAUGCGCAAGCAUCUCCACCUCGCAAACCCACAUUGAGAGAGCGCGCAGUGGAGGAGAAGCGGAGGCGAGCGGAUACUGGAGCCUCCGAACGACAGAGGUCUGACUCUUCUGCUGCGCAGGAUCACCCAACGGCAGCAUUUUCAGUGUUUCAGGCUGCUGCGUCCCAGAUGAGGACUACAACUGCUACUCCCUCAAAGCCAUCACACGUCUUGUCUCAGGAUGACGCGUCCCCAGAUCUCCACACGGGAUCAAGCUUUUUGAACACAAGAGACUCCAGCGAUGAUGAAACAUCUGCGCCCUCCGUUCCUCGAGCGGACGUCACUCGACGGUUUGAGAACCUCCCCGUUGCGACUGGUCCCGCGCCUUCCAUCUUCGAGCAUCCUGCUCUGCGAGCUUGCAGCGCGCCUGAGGAGAAGGUGAGUCAGGCGAAUGCCACAGCUCCCAGCCACGACGCUUUUCCAGAGUUGUCGACUCAAGUAGAUGUUCCUUCAAAGGUCGAUAGUGAAGAGAUAGACUCGCCUACACUGGGCCCUAACAACAGUGGACUUGGCGGACUCAUCCGACAACAUUUGCGCAACGAUAGCAAUCUGUCGUCCAACUACGGCGAAAAUGAUAUGCCUGCACCAUCAAGUGCACCUACCGGUCUCGUGGUAGACACUCGCGAGUCUGAUAUGCUGCGACGUCAACCGGGUUCCGAUACGACUACAUCAGCUUCCAACCACACCCGUUCCAACCCGUGGGACCUCGACGAUAUCGACAAUGCAUAUCAACAACAACGCGGCAGUGAUAGUUCAGGAGGCAUUCACGAUGGACACAAGGGGAACCAGCUUACGUCUCAUGCACUUAGUGAGGUCAGCUCGUUGAACUCUGAGCACAAUGCCAGAAGAAACCAUGAACGUAUUGCCAGCAACGAGACAGAGGCUGAUCAUGAGGCCUUCCAACGAGAUCUUGCUUACCGACAGCGCCUGAUUCAGGAGAACCUACGUGUGAGGGCUGAAGGUCGUUCUACCAGCCCAGCACCUGGACCAUCUGGAGGUCUCAGGAAUGCCUUGAACCUCCUCCGCGCGAAGUCGAGCCACGAGUCAUUUGCCACGGUUGAGAGAGGGCACGAAGCCCCGAAUAAGGUCAUCAGGAAACUCGCACUAGGUGCCAACUCAGCAAACGUCAGCAGCGCCUCGUUGGCGAGCCUGAACGUAGGUGACCACUCGGGCAACACUCGGUUGGGUCGACACUCUCCUCCUGCCUCCAGCAGAAGCUCGAUGCGGGAGCGUUCAAGCUCUGGAGCUUCGUCUGGUCGUUCCCGCGGUCGAUCUGGUCACCGCCGUGAAAACGAACACUCUACGACGGAAGAUCUCAGGAGUACUGCGUAUCCACCAGCGAUGCCUGGAUACAUUGCCUACCCUCCUCCGCCUAUCCCUGCGGAUAUACCUUCGAUCGAAGGCGACGGUCGCAUGCGAUCACGCAGCAACAGUAGGCCUCCUGUCGCAAGUCAACUGAACCCUAAACACCUUCAGCCCAUCCAGACCAAGUCUGGCGCGUCCCCGUCGAAGUAUUCGCCGAUCUCGCCUCGACCCUCCCCUGGUGGUAGCGACAGCCCGUACAUGAGUGGGUACCACUCGCAGACGUCUCCCAUGCCUCCAUUCUCAGCUGGCCCAACUCCUCCUGCUUCCAACCCAGCAACGCCGAAUGUUGCAGCCUUCAACGCUAGCAACAUGCAGCCUAUCAGGCAAAAUGUGCUACGCAAGAAGUCGAUCGCAAAGUCUGAUAUCUCAGAGCCAGUCUUCUUAUCGACCACCUCUGUCAUUGACCUUGUCAAUCUGCCACCAGGUGCAUCUCUGAAGAACGGGGCUGAGGCUGAUACACCACCAGUCCCGCCGAUCAACCCAAUGAGAAAACGUUUCGGUUUCGGUCGUUCCGACAACCAAAGUCCUCCUCGUGAUCAGGCUGGUAUCGACUCACGCCCGCCUUUCAAUGAGCCGAUGCGAACAAACUCGGACUCGCCGGCAAGUCAAGUCCCCCAGUUCAGGAACAGGCUGAGGAAGGCGUCAAGUGAAGGGAAGAGUCUCCAUGGCCAGGCUCAGGUACAAAUUGGACCCAUGCCAGCCAUGCCAUCAGGAAACUUCGUUGGACGUCACAACGCCUCCCCACACCCCAAACAUGACCAGUCCAUGGCCCAGCGGCCUAUGGACGGUUCUAUGUUUUAGAUUGUCCCGCACGUAACACUGCUUCUGCUCGACGCGAUCCCAUUUCUCGCAUUCGUACACUGGCAUUUUAGCCCCCAACGGGCAAAAAGCGAUGAACAUAUUCAGUCGUCAUAACGACUUUCUCGCAUACUGAUUGUAUUAUCUCACAUGUUUUUGGG